This is a messenger RNA of Pelodiscus sinensis (Chinese soft-shelled turtle), 5100 nucleotides long. Lineage: Eukaryota; Metazoa; Chordata; Testudines; Trionychidae. The record is from RefSeq and is a predicted model, not a curated record.
AUGGAGAAAAGUGGGAACAUUCAGCUGGAGAUCCCGGACUUCAGCAACUCUGUCCUGAGCCACCUCAACCAGCUGCGCAUGCAGGGCCGCCUGUGUGACAUAGUGGUCAACGUGCAAGGACAGGCGUUCCGCGCUCACAAAGUGGUGCUGGCUGCGAGCUCGCCCUACUUCCGCGACCACAUGUCACUGAACGAGAUGAGCACGGUCUCCAUUUCCGUCAUCAAGAACCCCACUGUUUUUGAGCAGCUCCUUUCCUUUUGUUACACCGGGCGGAUAUGCCUGCAGUUGGCUGACAUCAUCAGUUACCUAACUGCAGCCAGCUUCCUGCAGAUGCAGCACAUUAUAGACAAAUGCACACAGAUCCUGGAGGGAAUUCACUUCAAAAUUAAUGUGGCAGAGGUUGAAGCUGAACUGAGCCAAACUCGGACAAAGCAUCAAGAGAGACCCCCAGAGUCUCAUCGGGUUACCCCAAAUCUAAGCCGCUCUUUGAGCCCACGGCACAACACUCCAAAAGGGAGUCGUCUAGGCCAGGUCAGCACUGUGCUGGACAUUCGGGAGCUGAGCCCCCCUGAGGAGUCCACCAGUCCUCAGAUAAUUGAGCAGAGUUCCGACGUGGAGAGCCGGGAGCCCAUCUUGCGGAUUAACAGAGCGGGACAGUGGUACGUUGAGACGGGCGUGGCAGACCGAGGGGGACGGAACGAUGAGGAUGUUAGGGUGCUCGGAGGAGUGCGCAUUAAAACUGAGAACCUGGAGGAGUGGCUGGGGACGGAGAAUCAGCCAUCAGGAGAAGAUGGAAGCAGCGCUGAGGAGGUCACAGCCAUGGUAAUUGACACAACAGGCCACGGAUCAAUGGGCCCGGAGACUUACACAUUAGGGUCAUCAGGAGCCAAAGUGGUUAGGCCAACCAGCAGUGAGAUUGACAGAUUUAGCCCUUCUGGCAGUAUGGUCACUGUAACUGAGCGGUUCCGAUCGAAAAGCGAGUCUCCCGGGCGGAUGGAUGAGCCGAAGCAGCCCAAUUCCCAGGUGGAGGAGUCAGCCAUGAUCGGAGUGAGUGGUUAUGUUGAGUAUCUCCGUGAACAGGAAGUGUCUGAGCGGUGGUUCCGGUACAACCCACGGCUCACCUGCAUCUACUGCGCCAAAUCCUUCAACCAGAAAGGCAGUCUGGACCGGCACAUGCGUCUCCACAUGGGCAUCACGCCCUUUGUCUGCCGCAUGUGCGGUAAAAAGUACACCCGCAAGGAUCAGCUGGAGUAUCACAUCCGCAAGCACACAGGCAACAAGCCCUUUCACUGCCAUGUCUGCGGCAAGAGCUUCCCUUUCCAGGCCAUCCUCAACCAGCACUUUCGCAAAAACCACCCUGGCUGUGUGCCUCUGGAGGGGCCGCACAGCAUUUCCCCCGAGACCACCGUCACCUCCAGAGGGCAGGCUGAGGAAGAGUCUCCCCCGCAGGAGGAAGUUGUUGCGGCCGGGGAGACGGCACAGGGAUCUGUGUCCACCACUGGGCCAGAUUGAAACGGGCUGUGGGGGAGGACCCUAUUCCCGUUUGGCUGUAGGCAGUCAGCACCGAGACGGCAGGCUGGUACUGUCAUCAGCACAAGGCCACCACCGGACAGGAUGUUGCCAAAACAGAAGAAUAACACAAACAAAGUGCUAAAAGCUUUUCCCCGUUUCCUCAUCUCCUUGGGAAAACAAACACAAAACAACUGGGUCAUUCGACUUCGGAUUCAGGGAUCGACGGGAUUUUUUAAAAUGUUUUUAAUAUAUUCAGCAACGAGCCAGGAGAAGCAGCCGUUUUAUUUCUUGACAACAUUUUGGCUCAGCACCUCGGUCUCUGUGAUGGUGUUGGCUGUAAUGGCCCCGAUUCAGUGCGUGCAGUGCACAGGUGUCUGUCUUCGAAACAGCUGCUGGUCCGUCACAUGGGAUAGCAGGGGCAAGGAACACGUUACCCUUCUCUUUUCCCAGGUAGUUGUCCUGUUAAAGAAAUAUCAGUCUCCUGGAUCUUCCCCUGCCUUAGUGUAUUUAUCCCUGUCUUACUUUGGUGUGUGUCGUUCAAAAUUUUAAUUAAACCGUUAACGUGAGGGCUUUCUGCUUGCCCUUUCCAGGCGUGUGGCAUCCUGCCCGCUUGUUAAAAGCGGGCAGCAGCCUUUGAAUAGUAUUCUAGAGGUCAGCAAAAUCUGAAGCGUUUAGGCUACUGAAAGUGAAAUUAACAGCUGUGAGGUUUGCAUUAGACUCUACUACACUUUUUAGGGAGGGGGUUUGGGACAGGGAAGGCUUACUGGUGGUAGUAUUAAUAGCACAGAGCAUUCCAGCUUCCUGACCCGUUUCUGCACACUGCAGUGUUUCACAUGUUGCCAAGAGUUAGGAAGGGGUUUCUUGUCUGAAUGAAUUGACAAGUGAGAGGCUGACUACCAAAGUCAUCUUUGGCUUCCCCUGCACUUGGUCUUACAUAAGAGCAAUACUGUCUAUCGAAACAGUCCAAUCCCAGUGAAAUUGUCAUGGGCUGUUGUUUUUAACUAUGUCUCCGUGUACUACUUUGAUAAGUUUAUAUAAAUCAAAUGCAAAAAAACCCAACAUUAACUCCUCAGAAUGGUUCAGGAAAUUCAAAGUUGCUGUUCCUACAGUAAUUGCAACUCCGUCCCUUGCACAUAUUAUAUUCCUCAUAGCUCUAAUAAGUGUAGCAAGCCCAGAGAGACAUGCCUGCAGCACGUCUCAGAGGUGUUUGCUCAUGCGCUUGUGGUUUUUAUAAAUAAAAAUAUAGUAUCGAUGCAAAUUCAAAAGAGCAACAGUUUUGAUGCCCCUUUUUAAAAGUCUUUAAAAAUAUGCAAUAGUUUGAGAGUUUGCUUUGGCUUUGGUGCUGGGUUUUUGUGUAGGUGCAAAUAGGGAUGAACUUCUGGUCUUACUCUGGUUGGAGAUUAGAAUUAGGAGAGUCUGCGUGUCUGAAGGAACCCUGCCUUCAGAGGGAACGCAGAGAGGAUGAACGCUGGGUUUGUGAGAGGAGCAAGGGGGCGUUUGAAAAACAGUGUAAACAUGAGCACAGAUUUGGCAGACAGGAGACCUCAGUGUUAUUCCUUGCCCUUCUAGUGACUUUGCGUACAGCGAUAUAGCAAAAAAAAAAAGACCUGUGGCAGUAAUAUCGGAGCUUCGUCAGCUGACCCAGACUCUGAGACUUGUUGCCACAGGAUUUUGUGUGUUGCUUUGUUGAUGUACCUGACAGUGAAAUCUUGGCUAAACCAAACCUUCCCAUGCCAGUUUCCCUGUCUGUAAAAUGGGGAUAAUAAUACUUCCCUACCUCACAACGGGCUUGAAUGGAAGAACUCUAGAAGGGCAAAGUAUUAUUAUCCAUUCUCCUUCUGUGUACUCAAAGGGUCACACUGCCUCUUUCCCAGAUAGCUCCGGCGGUGGUAGCUCUGUGCGUGCAGUGUAGGGGAGAGGAAUUGGAAUGAGCAGUUUGAAUCCGGUGGUGCCACCAUAGAAUGCAAUCAGGAUGCUGUCUCUCAGGAAAGCUUUGGGGAUGUUCUGAGGUAGGAUAGUUGCAAAGUACAGAGCUGUUAAUUACAGUUGGGAUUGGUCCUGCCUUGGGCAGGGGGCUGGACUUGAUGACCUCCUGAGGUCUCUUCCAGCUCUAUGAUUCUAUAAUAGUAGAACCUCAGUUAUAAAUUGGUCAGCCAAAACCAGAAGUAUGCAAUCAGGCAGCCACAAAGACAAAGGAAAAAGGAAAAAAAAAGGAGAAGGAAAUACAUACUGUGUAAAACGUAAACUACUAAAAUAACAAAGGGAAAAGCAGCACUUUCCUUCUGCUUAGUAAAGUUUCAAAGUUCUAGUAAGUAAAUGUUCAGCUGUAAACUUCAGAAGGAGCAGCCAUAAUGUUUUGUUCAGCACUGCGAACAUUGAGUUACAAACAGCCUCCUUUCCCGAGAUGUUCAUAGCACUGAGGUUCUACUGCAUUUAAAAUGCAGAGGCUGAUAAUGUACGGGCCUGUCAAGUGGCAGCCUAAGACUGUGAGCUAGUGAAGGUCAAACAAAGUAUGACCGGAAACCUUACGAGUGUUUGAAAGUGGUCACAAAAGAAAGGAGAGAGGUGGUUAGUAGUGUGGAUUUCUCCAAAAUCACAGCAGGAGGGGAAGUGGGAAUCCACAGAAUAUGCUGCUUUAGUCAUAGCUUUUGAACUUACCAAAAAAACCUACUAGAGAGCAUCAGAAAAUACUUGUAGUUACCUGCACAAUUGUGUUUAAAAUAGAACUUUUAAAAUACUACCAACUGUAAAACAUAAAAUUAUUUAGAUACAUACAAUAUAUAUAUUAUAUAUAUAGUGGGAAAGUUUCCCUACUGAGCUUGCUGUGAAGAGAAGAGUGAAGAUGAGGUAACUGCUAUAUAAGCAAAAUUUCUCCAAAGCUAAUAGCAACAGAUCCAUCGGGAUUAAGCAAUGAAGGCCUGAGAUGAAAUAGUGAAUGCCUUGUUCGUAUGGCAUGGGUGUGAGUUUCCUGAACAGGUUUUUACUGUAUUGAUACUGUGAACAGAGAAGAUCCCAGUAAUCGAGGAUCAUAUCAGCACUUCCUUGCUUAUUGAUUCACUCCUUAAUUGGCCUGGCAAGAGCCAUGAAAUUGUUUAUUAGCCGAGGCUAGUCUCAGAAAUAAACAAUAAUAAAGCUUGUGAAUUUUUGUGUGUGUGCAGUACUUGCCGUUGUACAAACAACCAUUUCUGAUUGCAUGUGAAAGAGCCAGUAUUCUUGUCCAGGCCUUGUUGAGGUGAAGUUUAUAGCUUGUAGCUAGGGCAAGUGUAAAGUAUGGGUGUGGAGAUCAUUAGUACACUUCCUGUACAUUUACUGAAUGAGUAUGUGCGGAUAUUUGUGUGUGCGUGGAGCUCCUGGUGUCUCUUGUGCUUUCUGUAACAAUGCUGAAAGCUAUCUGCACUAGCAGUUUGAGAACCAGGUUGGAAAGGGCAGUUUCUGAAAUUAUCCAUCCCUAGUGGUGCAGUUUUCUAGUGCAAACAAAGCCAGAAUGGGAAAUACAGGCAGUCCCCGGGUUAUGUACAAGAUAGGGACUGUAGGUUUGUUCUUAAGUUGAAUUUGUAUGUAAGUCGGAACUGGUACAUAUUGUAGGGG